This is a messenger RNA of Staurois parvus, 339 nucleotides long. NCBI's taxonomy places the organism in Eukaryota, Metazoa, Chordata, Amphibia, Anura, Ranidae. The record is from the annotation of a GenBank genome assembly.
AUGCAGACUGCUUCUACAAACAUUUGUGAAAGACUGUGCAAUAAGUCCAUCGUUGACAUUUCCUGGCUACUAAAUAUUCCGCGCUCAACUGUUAGUGGUAUUAUAACAAAGUAGAAGCAACUGGGAACAACAGCAACUCAGCCACCAAGUUGUAGGCCACGUAAAAUGACAGAGUGGGUUCAGCGUAUGCUGAAGCGCACAGUGCACAGAAGUCACCAACUGUAUGUAGAGUCAAUAGCUAAAGACCUCAAAACUUCAUGUGGCCUUCAGAUUAGCACAGCAACAGUGCAUAGAGAGCUUCAUGGAAUGGGUUUCCAUGGCCGAGCAGCUGCAUCCAAG